AUGUCGUUGAAACAAGAAAUAGAAACAUGGGUUGCGGCCCUGGGUCGUUACGAUAACAAUGAAUUCGACGACGCUCUGAAAGAUUUCGAGCAGAUUGCCGACACUUCCAAGAUUUUAUUUAAUAUGGGAGUCAUCCACGCAACUCUUGGUGAACACGAAAAGGCUGUCGAGUGCUACCAACGCGCGAUAAAGUUAGACCAGUACCUUGCCGUGGCCUACUUCCAACAAGGUGUAUCCAAUUUUCUGCUGGGGGAUUUCGAGGAGGCAUUGGCAAAUUUCAACGACACUUUGUUGUACCUCAGGGGCAACACCAUGAUCGACUAUGCCCAACUUGGCCUGCUCUUUAAAUUGUACUCAUGCGAAGUGCUCUUCAAUCGAGGACUUUGCUACAUAUAUUUGCAGCAGAAGGAGGCAGGUAUGCAGGAUUUGUCGUAUGCUGUGAAAGAGAAGGUGGUUGAGGAUCAUAACGUCAUUGAUGAGGCGAUCAGGGAAGAAGCUGAGGGCUAUACGGUGUUCUCUAUCCCAGUUGGUGUUGUCUACCGGCCCAACGAGGCCAAGGUCAGGAAUUUGAAGACGAAGGACUAUCUUGGCAAAGCCCGCCUGGUGGCAGCUUCGGAUCGAUCGAACGCAUUUACUGGUUUCGCUGGUUCAGAGAUCAAGAAUGCAGGCAGGGCAAGCGAGAAGGACGACCGGCCUUCGGACAACAUCUCAUUUGCGGCUACUAAUCUGGUCAAGCCCGGGCUUCAGAGCAAGAGGCAGCAGUCGGAACCUCCGCAGGGCAGUCGCAAUGCCUUCCCUCCCACACCGCCGCCCGAGGCCGACAAGCCUCCGCAGAUGAGCCGGGGUGCUUCUGUACGGAAUGGGCCCAAGCCCAUGCCCGCCAAACUCAACAUCGAACAGGCCCGAUCAAACAGUUACCAGAAAGCUGCCUCACCACAGGAGGGGCGCAGGGCCCCUUCGCGUUCUGCGUCGGUAGCAAAAUCGCCGCCCCAACCCCAGCGGGGAUACUCGACGAGAGAUGGAGGCAAGAGUCGCCGAUCCAGGGAUGAGGAUGAGGGAUAUCCGGACGACGUCUAUGACAUGUACAACGGCGGCGGAGAACCGAGAGGAAGCAGGUCACAACAGAGCACCCGCCGCAACCCACCCCGAUACGUCGAGGAGGAAGACGAAGCCAGCGACUACGACUCAUUUGAUGAGGGUGAUUUCGAGAUGGUAUCGAACCGGAGGCCGCCGCCAUCAGUAUCUGGUUCAUCCCGAGGCGCAUCGAGGAGACCUGAAAUUCGCAAGGUACGAAUCAAGGUCCAUGCCGACGAUGUUCGCUACAUCAUGGUCGGUUCUGCAGUGGAGUUUGCCGACUUGGUAGAUCGUGUACGCGAAAAGUUUGGGCUUCGUGGGCGUUUCAAGAUCAAGGUUCGCGAUGAGGACGCCGGCAGUUCCGACAUGAUCACCAUGGGCGACCAGGACGACCUUGAUAUGGUCAUGAUGACAGUCAAGUCGAUGGCGAGGAAACAAAGACAGGACAUUGGAAAGAUGGAGAUUUGGAUCCAAGAAAUCUAG
Molecule: messenger RNA, 1557 nt
Organism: Pseudomassariella vexata
Lineage: Eukaryota; Fungi; Ascomycota; Sordariomycetes; Amphisphaeriales; Pseudomassariaceae
Product: tetratricopeptide
Exons: 5
Coding region: 1-1557 (518 amino acids)
Molecular function (GO): protein binding
Source: RefSeq, a predicted model, not a curated record